UUUCGUGGUUUUCGCUAUCGGUGAUCAGCUCGCAUUUUUGGUUUGGCGCGCUCUCGUGUUUGGUGGGAUCAACAGCAAGGAAGAGAGAAAAAUGGGGCUGACGUUCACGAAGCUUUUCAGCCGGCUGUUUGCCAAGAAGGAGAUGCGGAUUCUCAUGGUUGGUCUCGAUGCCGCUGGUAAGACCACCAUUUUGUACAAGCUCAAGCUUGGAGAGAUCGUCACCACCAUUCCCACCAUUGGAUUCAAUGUGGAGACGGUAGAAUACAAGAACAUCAGCUUCACUGUGUGGGAUGUCGGGGGUCAAGACAAGAUCCGUCCAUUGUGGAGGCACUAUUUCCAGAACACUCAGGGCCUCAUCUUCGUCGUGGACAGCAAUGACAGAGAUCGUGUUGUUGAGGCCAGAGAUGAGUUGCAUAGGAUGUUGAAUGAGGAUGAACUGCGAGAUGCAGUGUUGCUUGUUUUUGCUAACAAGCAGGAUCUGCCAAAUGCAAUGAAUGCUGCGGAGAUCACUGACAAACUUGGUCUCCACUCCCUCCGUCAGCGUCACUGGUACAUCCAGAGCACCUGUGCAACUUCCGGUGAGGGCCUUUACGAAGGUCUGGAUUGGCUGUCGAACAACAUUGCCAACAAGGCUUAAAUCUGGUGAUGUGGAUGGCAGUUCUGGAUGCAGGGGUGAAUGUUAUCUAGCUUCUUCUCCUCUCUUUUUGAUCUUUUACCGUCCUUUCUUUUCUGUUCUCCCCCUUCCUCCUUCGGAGACAUUUGGAUUUUGUUUAAGCAUAUUUUUACCCCUUGUGUUUUUACUUUUUUUGUUUCCCCGGAUCCCUUUGCUUUGUGGGGUGCCUUCUUUAUGUUA
Linum tenue is the source of this 853-nucleotide messenger RNA. Lineage: Eukaryota; Viridiplantae; Streptophyta; Magnoliopsida; Malpighiales; Linaceae. The record is from the annotation of a GenBank genome assembly.